Messenger RNA from Naumovozyma dairenensis CBS 421, 3864 nucleotides. RefSeq lists its product as uncharacterized. NCBI's taxonomy places the organism in Eukaryota, Fungi, Ascomycota, Saccharomycetes, Saccharomycetales, Saccharomycetaceae. Bases 1 to 3864 code for a protein of 1287 amino acids. The record is from RefSeq and is a predicted model, not a curated record. The transcript has a single exon.
AUGCAGCGUAUCAGUUCAUCUUCUUCUUCGAUUUUAUCGAAUAUCAACUUCAGAGACUUAUCAUCACUUCGACCUGACGUCCAACGGAAUGAUGUGUACUGGGAUGUGUUGAAAAUUCUUCUUUUUGAAUAUAUCCAUGAACCACGAUUUGCAAAGGAAUUUGUGCAAACAGGUGUUCUUAGAGAAACACGAACGCCAGAGUUGAAUAGCAUGAGAAAUAAUAGGCUUUCUUUCAUUCAAACUGAUCUAAAUGUCCAAAAUACAGUUAUUGACGAGCAAGCCAUCGUUCGUUCGAUAACUCCAAAAUUAGAAAGCUAUUUACGAUCUGUCAUUAUGAGAAAAUCAGGGAAUGAUAUACAGGACAUCCUACUGAGAGGAAGUUUAUCUAAAUUUUACAAUGAUUUGUAUAUGGAUCCUGCAAUGAAUAUUAGGCUUCCUUCCAUGACAUUAGAGGAAAUUAUAGGAUAUUUCACCAAGACUUCAGCUAAUGUAGUUUCGAAGCAGAAUGUGAAGAAUAUUCCACAAAUCAUUGAAUCCCACACUAAAUAUUUUAUUGGGAAACUUAUAACAAUGCUUCCACCAAAUUCAUCACCCGGUAUUGUUUCCAGGCUAAAAACAUAUGACCAAACCAUUGGAAAAUCGAAGUCUUUUAGAAUAAAGCCACCAUAUCCACCUUCUCUAAAAAAUAUGGCAGUAAUUAGCCCAGACUUCGUUUUGGAUAACAUCACACAUGCCACUUACUUCCAAAAAUUAUUUGGUGCAGAUCCUUUAGUUUUACAACAGGAUAUAAUAAAAUUAGUUCCAACUGUUAAAGACGAUGUAUAUUGCCAUGAUUUGAAACUUCUCUUAGACCAAAUAAAAAAGGAUAAAGGUCCCAUGAAAUCUUCUGAUUUCGAAACGAGUCAACAGUUUAAAUUAUGGUACAACUAUGAGUUUGGGGAACUAACAUCCUUACUUCAGACAUAUGGUGGCAAGAGCGUUACCUUGGAUAUAAACAUCCCUUUACGAAUAAUUCCAAACCGACCACGAGAAAGUUUUGUCUAUUUGCUUUGUUUAAUACUGAACUUGGAAUCUAAAACAGACCCGAGCUCACUUGCAUUGUCACAUUCAGCAUCGUUUUUCAUGAAUAAAUGUGCGAAAUAUUGGAGGAUCGAUUUUGAAACCACAAUUUCUACUCUAUACUAUACGGCAGCCAAUCUCAGCCGUUUGAAUAAUGAAUUUUUCAAUUUGGAGUUAACGCCUAAUUUGUAUAAUGUGAUAUUUGGUAAAUUUUUAAAUGCUGCAAGUUAUGAUGUCCGGUAUUGGAAUAGGAUUGAUAAGGAGCAAUGGUUAAUUAAUUAUUAUUACACGAUGGAUCAAUGUAUCAAUUCCAUAAAUGACGCAUUCAAAAGAUUGUGUUCCGAAAAGAGGGUUGAUUACUCGAUUCCUUGGGUAUUUUACUGCAAUAAUGCAAAACUAGGCAAUACGAUGGAUAUACUUUGUGAAGAGUGUGGUGACAUUAAAAGGCUAUGGUCAAAAAAAUUGAAGAAAACGGUUCACGAAGCAUCUACACAAUUUUAUUUUUCUCUAUUAGAGAAAGUUCCAAAAGGUCCUGAUAUCGAAUUUCAGCAUUUACAGAAUGUGGCUGAAGAUAUAUACCUUAAAAUUAAGUCCAUAUAUACUGGUUAUAAAAAAGAGCAUUUUGAAUUAUUGGGUGGGAUCCAUAUUCCGGAAGAGGUAACGAAAGUAUUAGUACAAGCAAUUGUAGUCGAUGUAGGAUCCAUGGUCCAACAGGUUGAAAAACAGACCAAGAAAAUUAAGAUGAAGAAAUACGGACCCACUGACGCUCUUUCAUUCUAUAGCUCAGUGAAAGACCUAAUCGGGUUAUAUCAAGAUUUUGGGAUAACUAAAAAACUGAAUAGUAUAGAAAGAUAUUUUGAAAAAUACUUAGUGGAGCUUUGUGGUACAACAUGCUCGAAAUUUCUGGAGGUAAUUACUUCAUCCUUGCAAAAGGAAAAGUGGGAACCAAUUAAUGCUGAAAUACGCUACAGUUAUUCAGUCGUUGAUAUCUUCAAGAUGCUCAACGAGUCGCUUUCAAUGUUCUUGAAUUUCGAGUGGGGGAAUGAGUAUCAAAUUUCUAAAAUAUUGACAAUGCUUCUGAAAUCAUUUUCUGAUGGUUUAUACGUGUAUACUGAAAAUGUACUGCGUUUGAUUCAAGUAGAUCUUAAUAGUGUAGAGUCAAAAAGUACAAGUAAUGAAGCUAGAAAUACUAUAUCUACUCAAUUAGAAGAAGACAAGGCUAGUAGAAAAUUCAAUAUAUGGUCAUUUAACGGGAUGAAAAAUGCCAUUAAUAAAAAGGAAUAUGCGCCAGUUCCAGACCCGUAUGAAUAUAAAAUACGAACAUGUAUUAUUUUAAACAACAUAGAAAAAAUGAAAUCAAAUCUCAAUGAUCUUGAAGACAGAGUUCAACCUGAAAAAAUUACAAAAUUCAUUAAUCACUACGAGAAAAAUCACAAAGACUUAAAGGAAAUAGCUAAUGAACAAGUAAAAAAGCUGCAUCAUCUCUAUACGAUUCGAAUUAUAGAGGCCAAGGAUAUCAAAGGAUUUAGUAAGUCAGGCCUAUCAAACGCAAUGUUAUCGUUACAAGAUAUGAAACAAAGAAAAGAAAUCAGCUGUACCAAGAUAAUUUCUAAAACAACUAAUCCAAUUUGGGAUGAAGAAGUCGAAUUAAUGGUACCGUAUAACGAAAAGCGUGAACUCCUUUUGACAGUAUGGCAUCAUCCUACAAGUAAGUUCAAAUCAGUCGGAGGCGAUGAAAUUUGUGGUAAGGCACAGUUAAUAUUAAGUAAAAAAAAGUUUUUGGAUGAUGGUUACCCAAAUGCUGUAGAACUAAACUUAGACCAACAAGGGACUUUAUCUUUGCAGAUAUCUCUCGAAACAGAAAAAAUGGAUGCCACAUUUUCGUUGGGUAAAGCAUACAGAACGUUAAGUAGAACAAGUGACAGAAUAAUUGAAUUAAUGGUUAGUAAAUUUUCUCCUUUUAUAAAGUAUUCCUUGUCGAGAGAAAAUCUAAUGAAAUUACAUGGGAAUAGUGGACAGGAAGGUGCCACGGAAUCCAAGAUUGGCGACGCGUUAUUACCUUUAUUUGAUUAUUUGAAUGCUAAUUUAGGUAUAUUGUCAUCACAACUCUCAGAGACCUUACUACUUGCUAUAAUGUCUAAAGCUUGGUCAGAAAUCUUGACAACCGCUGAUAUUUUGCUGCUCCCAUCUUUAUCCAGUUCAGAUCACAAGCAUAGAUUACGAUCUGCAAGAAGUUCCAUAUGGAACUCGUCCACACUCGACAUUGUAGGUUACGGAAGGCCAUUAACUCCGCUAGAACAGGCUACUAUCUUUAUGUGGCUAAGUAAUCUUGGAAUAGAGUUUUUCCAUAAUGAUGGGCAAGGUCUACCCAUGACAGAAGUUGAAAAUGCUUACUAUCAAAAUCUUAAAAAAAUACCACAUUUUUAUGAGAUGUCUGUCCGCGAUCUUAAAGCAGCAACAAAUGACUUGAUGACUGACUAUGUGAAACACUUAAAGCUUAUAUAUUCCAACAAAAAUUAUGGUACUUCCGUAAAAAGGAUAGGGACAACGGUCGAACGCCAAAAGACCAUCAUGGCAAAUGCAACGAAACUAAAGAGACAACAGAUACGAGAGGAGAUACAAAAAGAGCAAGUAGAUCCACUGGAACAGUCUGUAGAGGCCUUAAAGAUUGUUCUCAGGAUUUUAAUUACAAAGGGAGAAUCAGACUAUGUCCAUAAAUGUGUCAAACAGCAAAUAAAGGAAAAGAAGCAACUUUCUUUACAAAUGAAACUUGACGCUGCGAUUCAAGGAAAGAUCGUCAAAUGA